UGCCUUUUUUGGGUGGAAACUGGGCCUUAUUAUAUUUUUUAAGCGCCCAACCCGACAAACCAGCACAAGGUUUAUCCAACCCAACGGCUGGGCAUCAUUUUCGCCCAUGCCGCCUCCAUGUCCCAGGGGGUCCCCCCACAACCCGACAAGCGGAUCUACGUGGCAGCCUCCAGUUGGCUCAUCUCCACAUACGCGAUUAAAUUUCGCAGGAACUUCGGCUUCUUUCGCGUUUACCGAGUCCUCGCUUCCUCUCGAAAACCAGGUUCGCUCCCCCCCUUCGAUUCCGCCGUUGGAUCUCUGUUUCUCCGGCUGCUCACUGUUCCGCCGCCAAUCCGUUUGUCCUUGCUUAUAAUAAGCUUCUAUUCCGACACAAGCUUAAAAAUCCCACCUUUCAUCUGUCGGCAAACAGAGCGAUCGAGGUGAGAGUAGGAAAGCGCCGCUUUCUCUACUGCUUCAAAGUAUAAGCGACCAAUCAAUUGCAGGAAGAAGGGGAAAGUGUCAAAAUCUUAUCUUGGUUUAAGAUGGAGACGUCGAGUUCAUCGUAUUCAGAUCCUGACGUUAAACGUCCUUCCUCUGCCCAAGAUUCUGGCACAAAGUUGUAUAUUUUGAUUCAGAAGGUGAGUUAAGUUUCUACGUUUUCGUCCAUGGCGAUUGGUAGUUUUGCCCUUUUGGCAAAAGCAGAGCAAGGAAUGGGAAAGGAAGCGGAGACGAGGAAUCUGGUAUUGGGCAAGUACGAGAUGGGGCGAGUCCUGGGAAAGGGCACCUUUGCCAAGGUGUAUCUCGGCCGUGACCUUCGCACCGGGGAGAGCGUCGCCAUCAAGGUCAUCCACAAGGACCGAAUCCGCCGGGAAGCCGGAAUGGUCGAGCAGAUCGAGCGGGAGAUCUCGGUGAUGCGCAUCGUCCGCCAUCACCACGUGGUGGAGCUCCGCGAGGUGAUGGCCACCAGAUCUCGCAUCUUCUUCGUGAUGGAGUACGUCCGCGGCGGCGAGCUCUUCGCGCGCGUCGCCCGGGGGGCCCUGCCGGAGGACCAGGCUCGCCGCUACUUCCGCCAGCUCAUCUCCGCCGUCGACUUCUGCCACCGCCGCGGCGUCUCCCAUCGGGACCUCAAGCCGGAAAACCUCCUCCUCGACCACGACGGCAACCUCAAGGUGUCCGAUUUCGGCCUCUCCGCGCUUCCGGAGCAGCGGCGCAACGACGGGCUUCUCCACACGCAGUGCGGCACCCCGACCUACGUCGCGCCGGAGGUUAUCCGCCGCCGGGGCUACGACGGGGCCAAGGCCGACCUCUGGUCCUGCGGUGUCAUCCUCUACGUGCUCCUCGCCGGCUUCCUGCCUUUUCGCGAGGAGAACAUGAUGCGGAUGUACUGCAAAGUGCUGAAGGCGGAGUAUCAAACGCCGCCGUGGUUCUCCAGGGACGCCUGCCGCCUCAUCUCCCGCCUCCUCGUCGCCAAUCCGGAGAAUCGCAUCUCCAUCCCUGCCAUCAUGGACCACCCUUGGUUCAAAAAGGGAGCUUGCAGCCAAAAUCCUCCUCCCUUCCCGACCCCUCCACUGCCGCUUCCCCCGCCGGUGGAGGAGGACGAGCAAAAGGCCGUGAGCCCCAAGUUCUACAACGCCUUCGAACUCAUCUCCUCAUUGUCGUCGGGCUUCGACCUCUCAAGCUUGUUCAACAAUCGUCGCCCGGCAGGGACGGUGUUCACGUCGAGCUCUCCGGCAGCCGCCAUCGUGGAGCGGCUGGAGAGGGAGGGGCGGGGGCUGGGGUUCGACGUCAGAAGAGCGAAGCCGUACAAGGUCAAGAUGGAGAGGAAGGACGGCGAGGGGUGGAGGCAGCCGCUGGAAGUGACCGCGGAGGUCUUCGAGGCGGCGGCCAGGGUGGCGGUGGUGGAACUCUCCAAGGACUCAGGCGAAUCCUCCGAGUUCACCGAGCUCUGCGAGGUGGAGCUCCGCCCGGCGCUGAAGGACAUCGUGUGGGCGUGGCAGGGCACCACCAACGUCGCCGACGGCGGUGAAGAGUGACAUGAAUUCUACGUUGUACAUUAAUCACUGAUCUUCUAGUUUGAUUAACGAAGUUGUGACUUGUGAGGAACCAUUUGUGAACACUACGGACUAGAUUUUUUUCUAUCUUAAUGUCUUUCUUUUUUGGAUGACAAGAAGAUUGAGCUCCAUG
Zingiber officinale is the source of this 2163-nucleotide messenger RNA. Its product is annotated as CBL-interacting protein kinase 16-like. The record is from RefSeq and is a predicted model, not a curated record. Bases 645 to 2012 code for a protein of 455 amino acids. Gene Ontology annotation, molecular function: ATP binding; protein kinase activity. Lineage: Eukaryota; Viridiplantae; Streptophyta; Magnoliopsida; Zingiberales; Zingiberaceae. Gene Ontology annotation, biological process: protein phosphorylation; signal transduction. The transcript has a single exon.